CCAGUGCAUUUUACUAAAAAAAACUAACUAACCAGAUAGAACUCGUCGGAAGGAGCGGGAGGAGAUCCAAAGAGCAGACAUGGCGGCGGCGCUGGAGACGAUGAGGGCGUUCUGGGACUCGCAGUGCAACAACGAGGAGAACUGGGCGGUCAACUAUAAGGUGCUAAAGGCUGCUGGUAUAUUUGCUGGAUCCGUCUUCCUUAUGCACAACUUUGGCCAUAAUAUGGUCAUCUAAACGGGACUAGAUAGGGCAACAAUGGGCAUUCAAUGGUGCGGUGUUGCAUUGCCUUUUUCGUUUUCUCAUCAACAUGGUCAUCACACAUGUUCUUAGUGUGGAUUAAGGAGUGAAACUCUUGUUCUUAGACAUUGGUUGGUAAUAAUGGCAGCCAAAGUAGUUAUGUAUUACCUUAUAAGGUGUUCGCUUGCUUUGUGAAUUAUCAGGCAAAUCGUCGCUAAAUUUGGGAUCCCCUUUUGUUAGGUCUUCUUGAGCUCUGCCCACCAGUUCAUGCAGUGGAUUAAGCCGAUGAUACUAUAUUGCUGUGAAUAUUUAUGUCUUCCUGA
Molecule: messenger RNA, 561 nt
Organism: Triticum aestivum (bread wheat)
Lineage: Eukaryota; Viridiplantae; Streptophyta; Magnoliopsida; Poales; Poaceae
Product: mitochondrial import receptor subunit TOM5 homolog
Exons: 2
Coding region: 80-235 (51 amino acids)
Cellular component (GO): mitochondrial outer membrane translocase complex; mitochondrion
Source: RefSeq, a predicted model, not a curated record